AUGGGGAACUGGUACGAAAUACGCGAGACAAGCGAUGCCAGCGAACCUGGCGGCGUGGAAUGUCAGCGCAGCCCCGACUCCAGGACGCAGAAGAAGCGACCCGCGAUGAACGUCAUAGUGCCAGUGUUGGUGGCCGGCCUGGUGGCGGCCGUCUCGGCCCAGGGCUGCGGCUGCGGUCGCCCCCACAACCUGCCCUGCCUGGUGAUCCCGUCUCCCCAGCAGGCGCCCGCGCCCAUCGUCUACCUCUCCCCCAACCCGCCGCCAACCCCGCCGCUGGUGAUCCGGGCGCCGCCCAGCCCGCCCCAGCCGCCAUCCUUCAUCGUGCCGCCCCCGCAGCGGCCCGCCCCGCCCGUCUUCGUGGCGCAGUCGCCGCACCCCUGUCCCUCCCCCAUCUUCGUGCUGCCGCCGCCACCACCGCCGCCGCGCCCCAUCGUGGUGCUGCCCCGCGGGCCACCGCCCCCGCGGCCCGUGAUCGCGCUGCCCGCCAGGCCCGCCCCCCGCCAGCAGGUGGUGGUGCCGCCCUCGCCGCCCGCCCCCCGCCAGUGCAUCGUGCUGACCCCGCCGCCCCCGCCGCCGCAGCCCAUCGUCGUGCAGCUGCGCGGGCCCUGCGGCUGGUGAUGCCGUCCACCGACCACGCUCUGCUACCAUUACCCUCGCUGAUGUUUCCAAAACUAUCUCUCUAAUGGUUUGCACAACCAAUAAAUAAAUACAAAAAAUCCUGCACUUUAACAAA
This is a messenger RNA of Bacillus rossius redtenbacheri, 733 nucleotides long. RefSeq lists its product as uncharacterized. The record is from RefSeq and is a predicted model, not a curated record. Lineage: Eukaryota; Metazoa; Arthropoda; Insecta; Phasmatodea; Bacillidae. Bases 1 to 618 code for a protein of 205 amino acids. The transcript is spliced from 3 exons.